GCCAGGCAUGGUGGCAUCAGCCUGUAGUCCUAGCUACUUGGGAGGCUGAGGUAGGAGGAUUCCUUGAGAUCAGAAGGUCGAGGCUACAGUGAGCUGUGAUCACACCAUCACACCCCAUCCUGGGUGAGAGACUCAGACCCUGUUUCUCAAAAAUAACACCUGAGAUCAGCAAAAACUGGAGGCAUUUUUAAUAGAAAAGGAAGGAACAGAGAGCAGUAUGGAUAGGUGCUUUGGACAACCAAAAACCUUCAUAAAGUAGCUGUUGGGUUAGAGGGGUCAGAGAAGAAGAUUCACAAAGUGAGAAAGGAGUUAAGAAAUCCUGGACCAGCUUAUUGAAGGGGGGAAAAAUUUAAUUUAAAAAUUAGAAAGAUUUAAGACAUCCAAGAAAGCAUUUUAAUUUUGCCUUAGGCCUAAUGGCAACUCAAGUUGCACUGGAAAUCAUUUUGAGUGCUACUUAUUGAAAGUGCGUUGUAGGUUGCCAGUGUCACUGUUAAGAAAUUAAGAAGGGAGAGUGUUAACAUAUUUGUUAAGAAUUUGCAUUUGAGAGUCAGCCUCAUACCCAAUCAUUCCUUUAAUAGUUUUUUAGUUUUAGGGCAAGCCACUUAACCUUUCAAAGCCUGUUUUCCCCUUUAAGCUCUACUUACAGCAACUAUAUUUCUGAGUUAACUUCUCAUCCAGCCUACUUUUUUUUCCUUCUCAUACAUCAGAAUAACCGUUAUCUUCUAGUAUUCACUGAAUCCAUCAUAAUCUCCAUAGGCUGAUUCACAUUUCACUCCCACUUCUAUCUUCUGCCAUUCAAUUAACAGCAAAAGUUAUUAAAUAUCUUCUGUAGAAAUAAAUGAAUGCCAACCAAAUGAGAAAAGCCUGUUUAUUCUGAACCUGCUGUAGCAAGGGAGUGCACCUCUACCGCUUGUGUUUGGGCAGAGACUCAAGGCAGGCAGAAGAGUGGGAGAGCUUUCUAGUGGGGAAAACAAGAGAAAACUUCACAUCUGCCCUGAUCACAGGUUGUCAUGGGGAAGCUGUGGGUGAGCUAACUAGAAAUGGGGACCUCUUGUGUGAUUGUUUAGGGGUACAUAUUUGGCUCUCUCUGGUUGAUCCCAAGUUGGAAAUAGGGACAAAAUUAGGAAAGCUGGCAGUUAUUAAUGAAGUUCUUGCCAUUUGGAGCCAAUUGUUAUAGAAGUUACUGGUUAGUUUCCUGCCAGUCUUACUUAUACCAGACUGACUUCCUGUGUUGUUUAUUGUAAAUGAGGGGUUGGCUUCCUGGGCUGGUUGGUGCAGGUUGUGUGUUCAAAAAAUCCAUAUUUACAUACAGUCUCUCCUUUGUCCCUUCAUAUAUUCUUUCUCUCACUACUCUGUAUCACUCACAAUUAUCUCAAAUUAAUAUCUUUACCAUAGUUUGAAGGUCAAUGUCUUUCUGACAUGCUUGAUUUAGCAUCAUGUGCCAUUGGAAGAAUUUGGCAGGCUGAAAUUUUCACUUUACUUUUUCUAGCACUGAUAAACUAUUACUCUUUUAACUUUCAGUGGUUACCAAUGACAAAGGAGCUGAGCUUCCAAAAAUUUAUUGAACAAUCUGACUUACUAGGAGAACUUAAAUAUGACUUCAAUGAAAAAGCUGAAUUCAGACACACCGAGACUCAAAGGCCUUUUGUCUUUAACUAUUAUGAAAAUGGCCUUGAGGAAAAUAGCCAGCGCUACCAGGCCCUCGGCCAUUUGCUUGAACAAUAUGUUUAUGAGCUUUUGGAGAAAGUGUGCAAAUUAGAAAAAGUUUAUAUCCCACCUGAGGCUGAUAAGGAAGAACCAAGAAGCUUUUUUUUCAUGAGUGAGAAAGCAUUAACAAAUCACCAUUCUGCUCUUCUUGUCCUUCUUCAAGGCCACGGGGUCUUUCGAGCUGGUCAGUGGAGUCAGCAGGCAAUAAUACAUCAUGGUCUCCAACAUGGAAGUCAAAUACCAUGUAUUCAAAUGGCAUUGCAGGCACAUUAUGAUGUAAUUGUACUAAACCCCAAUGAUAAUUUUGUGGAACUAAAGAUGGAAAAAGAGUGGAACGGCCUUUUAACACAAAAUAUUGAGUCUUCUUCUCUAAAAAUGGUUCAAGGUGGGAGCUUUUUCUCUCUCCAGCAUCCUCCCGAAUGUAUUCCAAAAAGAUGCAGCAACACCCCCGAAGAACACAUGGCUUACAUAUGGGAUUACUUCAUUUCGAAGACUGAAGGCAAGGAUAUUGCCUUCAUUGUACAUGGUUAUGGAGGCUUGGUUUUUAUGGACUUGCUUGUUCGUAGACGGUGGGAAGUGAUGAGCAAAGUAUAUGCUGUUGCGCUUAUUGACUCUGAACAUCAUGUAGGACACCAGCUGGGAAGUGAUGUACAGCUACUAGCAUGGAUAAAGCACCACUGCCGUGAAUGGGUGACAAGUCCUAAGCCUUUGGAUAAACCUGCAGCUGCUGUUUUCAAAAGGGAAUUUCCUAUGGUUUCUGCUGGUACAGAAAAGUACAGCUUAGCCCCUUCCUCUAGCCUUCAGUCAAUUUUUAAGUACUUUAAGAAAGCUUUAAAAGCCAAAACAACCAUUAAUUUCUCUCGAAUGCCAAUAGCGACUAGAAGUUCCACAAAAAGAAAGCAAAGUGCUUAAACUACUUUUGCCAUCUACGUUUGUUUUUUGUUGUUGUUGUUGUUGGUUCUCCUGCAACUUUGCUAAUACAGAUUCUGGAAAUAAAAAAAAAAAAACACUUUCAACUCACACACAAUAUGAUGUCCUGGCUUGAGGUUUGAUUUGUUACUUUUUGUUACCUCUGUUUUUAUGAGGCAGGGUCUGACUUUGCUGCCCAGGGUGGUCUGGAAAUCUGGCCUCAAGUGAACCUCCCACUUCAGCCUCCCAAAGUGU
Sapajus apella (tufted capuchin) is the source of this 2871-nucleotide messenger RNA. RefSeq names its product putative protein FAM172B. NCBI's taxonomy places the organism in Eukaryota, Metazoa, Chordata, Mammalia, Primates, Cebidae. Gene Ontology annotation, cellular component: nucleus. The record is from RefSeq and is a predicted model, not a curated record. Gene Ontology annotation, biological process: regulatory ncRNA-mediated heterochromatin formation. The coding region runs from base 1420 to 2619 and encodes 399 amino acids. Gene Ontology annotation, molecular function: siRNA binding. The transcript has a single exon.